GAAGAAUGGGAUGGAAAAAAAAAAAAAAAUUAGAUCAUCAACAGAGCAAAGUCAGUCGCUCUCUUGCUUUACUCGCUAAAAGCCUAAAGCCCCUCCCCACCACCUCCUCGCCUCACAUGGCUCCACCACCACCUCCGCCGCCACGGCCACCGCCCUCGCGCCCCUCGCCGUCGCUCCCCCUCCUCCUCCUCCUCCUCCUCCUCCUCUCCGCGGCGGCCACCCCCGCGAGGGCCGCGUCGUGGUGCGUGGCCCGGACCGACGCGAGCGAGCAGGCGCUCCAGAGGGCCCUCGACUACGCGUGCGGGUCCGGGGCCGACUGCGCCCCGAUACAGUCGAGCGGCCUGUGUUACCUGCCGAACUCGUUGCUGGCCCACGCCUCCUACGCCUUCAACAGCUUCUACCAGCGCAAGGCCAUGGCCCCCGGCAGCUGCGACUUCGCCGGCACGGCCACCGUCGCCGCCUCCGACCCAAGUUACGGAUCCUGCGUGUAUCCAUCGUCUCUGAGCACAGCAGGAGGGACCACCACGCCGUCCACCACUUUCCCGACGUCGCCGACCACUGUCGUGCCGAAUGCACCGACGAUACCCAUAUUUUCUCCUCCCACGAACUACGGCGGCACAGUAGGGGGAGUGCCAUAUGGGGGAGCGACUCCUUCCAUCGCCACGAAACCGUUUGAAGCUUCCUGGCGAUGCUCGGCCUUGGCCGGCUUGGCAAUCUUUUGUAUUUGGCUAAUUUUAUGAGCCUGAGUUGGCAUAUAUUGUUGGUAAUGCUUCAGUUUUGGUAGAAAAAUGGGGACCCUCUCACUC
Messenger RNA from Eucalyptus grandis, 806 nucleotides. RefSeq names its product PLASMODESMATA CALLOSE-BINDING PROTEIN 3. The record is from RefSeq and is a predicted model, not a curated record. The transcript is spliced from 3 exons. The coding region runs from base 6 to 740 and encodes 244 amino acids. NCBI's taxonomy places the organism in Eukaryota, Viridiplantae, Streptophyta, Magnoliopsida, Myrtales, Myrtaceae.